This is a messenger RNA of Episyrphus balteatus (marmalade hoverfly), 5298 nucleotides long. RefSeq lists its product as uncharacterized. The transcript has a single exon. Gene Ontology annotation, biological process: DNA integration. Lineage: Eukaryota; Metazoa; Arthropoda; Insecta; Diptera; Syrphidae. Gene Ontology annotation, molecular function: nucleic acid binding. The record is from RefSeq and is a predicted model, not a curated record. The coding region runs from base 1 to 5298 and encodes 1765 amino acids.
AUGACAGUUCUCGAUGACUUCAUCGUUGCAACCGAUGAAUUAGUUGUUUUUCAAACUUGCUACGAGGAAAUUAUUUUGAGUGAUCAAACUGAAAGUUCGUUAGAAGCAUUCAAAACUGAAUUAAACUCUCUUUGGCUACAAAUUAAAAAUUGUUAUAGGCUAUGUGUUCAGGCUGUUACAGAUAACGACAAUGCUAACGAAAAUGAAGAUUACUGCGAAACGUUGAAAGGAAAAUAUAAAUCUUCCUCCAAUACAUAUAUUUAUUGCCUAGCGGAAAUUAUAGAGGGAAUUAAAAAACUAAAAAUAAUUAAAAACGAUAGUGCUUCAACUCCGCCUUCAAAUUCAAAUCAUGAUUCAUCUUCUGGUCCAUGCAUUAAAGUUCCAGCAUGUGACUCUCAAAUAUUUUCGGGUGAUUAUUUGACAUGGCCGUCCUUUCGGGACAUGUUUACGGCAGUCUAUGUCAAACACCCAAAGCUUUGUCCUGUACAAAAACUUUUCCACCUACGUGCAAAAACAACUGGUCAUGCAUUGAAUAUAGUUUCUAAGUUUCCACUUACGGACGAUAAUUUCGACUUAGCUUGGGCUGCUCUGGCAGACCAAUAUGAAAAUAAAAGAAUUUUGGUCAACAACCAACUUAAAAAUCUAUUUAAUUUGCCCUCGACCACUUGUGAGUCUAGCCGGCACAUUAAAAAUAUUCAACGUGAAAUAAACGACGCGAUUUCAAUUCUCAAAAGUCUAAAAAUAUCCACAGAAUCUUGGGACCCAAUUUUUGUUUAUUUGUGUUCUAGUAGGCUACCGGAAUUGACCUUAUCCCUAUGGGAACAAACUGUCAAGAAACCAUGUGAAAUUCCUAAAUGGGAGGACAUGAAUGAAUUUUUAACAAAUCGCUACCGCGUUCUAGAAACCGUAUCAGAUUUAAGGUAUAUUGGGAAUUCGAAUCCUUCUUCCUCAAAUUCUAAGACUACAAAACCUUUACAAUCAAAAAAGCAACAACAUCAUAAAGCGUUUCACAUGAAACCAAAUCAUAAUCCACAAUGCAAGCUCUGUAAGUCUUAUCAUCAUCUACGAUUUUGCGCGAAAUUCAAAAAAAUGCCAGUGGAAGAAAGAUCUUCCACCGUAAAAUCUUUUAACUAUUGUGCAAAUUGUUUGUCACCAACUCACUUAGCUGCUAAUUGUCAAAGUAAAUUCUCGUGCAUGCAAUGCUUUCAGAGGCAUCAUACUUUACUGCAUAACAACACCCUAUUAUCCACUCAUAACUCUGCUCCACAUAUAAAUAGUUCUUCAAAUACAAAAUCUAACUCCAUUUCACAUACACCAGAAGUUUUUUAUCCAUCUUCCAGCUCUCAACAAAAUCAAACCCCAUCAAUACAGUCCACUGCUAGCCCUUUAAAAAUCCAAACUUAUGUUUCUCGACAUAAUAACAAAAUACUUUUGGCCACAGCUCUUGUUGAGGUUUAUCAUUUAGGUAAUAGAUUUACGCUUCGCGCUUUAAUAGAUCCUGCAUCCGAAGUAUCUUUUAUUACUGAGCGUGCCCAGAAAAGGCUAAAUCUUCCUACAAAGCCGAUUCAAACUACGAUAUCUGGUGUGAGCGACGUCGUUACGGCCACAUCUUCUAAAUUAUGUUCCUUAGUUCUUUGUUCUAAAUACGACACCAAAACUAUAUCUGCUACAGCAUAUGUUUUAAAACGUCUCACCGGUGAUCUACCUUCUUGUGAUAUUCAUCCCAUUGACAUCGAUCCUGUAGAUUUUCAACUAGCAGAUCCGUUCUUUUAUCAAAAAUCAUCAAUUGACCUAGUUCUUGGCGCUGAUUUAUAUCCGUUGAUCAUAAAGGAAGGUGUAAAGAAUCAGAUUUUCGGAUCUCUUCUCGGUCAAAAUACUAUUUUUGGUUGGAUCCUUUCAGGACCAAUACAAACGACAGAUUUUAAAUGUUUUUCGACAACUAUAACUAGUCUCAACGAGAUAUCUCUAGAUCAAUUACUCUCGGAAUUUUGGAAAGUGGAAGAAGUUCCUGAGCCAAAACAUCUUUCCGCAUCUGAGCAAUACUGCGAAGAUUUUUAUUCAGCUACAACUAGCAGGGACUCUAACGGUCGCUACGUUGUCAAACUCCCUUUCAAACAACCAACACCAGUUCUUGGUUGGUCUAGAGACAUUGCUCUUAGGCAAUACCAACGCAAUGAAAUCAGUUUGUCUAAAAAACCUGAAAUUCAAUCACAAUAUAAUAACGUGCUUCAGGAGUAUAUUAAUAUGCAACAUAUGCACAGGGUUCCAUCCAAUGACUUGUAUCGUAAUCGUCAAAUAUCUUCGUUUUAUCUACCCCAUCAUGCAGUGCUUAAACCUGACAGCAUUACUACUAAACUGCGAGUAGUAUUUAAUGCAUCUAAUUCUACGAGUAAUGGCGUCAGUCUUAACGACAUAUUGUAUCCAGGUCCGGUACUGCAAUCGGAUUUAAUGACACUUAUCCUUCGAUGGCGAUUCUUCCGUUACGUUUUCAAUGCGGACAUCGAGAAGAUGUACCGUCAAAUUAAGGUACAUCCUGAACAUACCUCCUUUCAACGUAUAUUGUAUAGAGAUUCCAACAACGAUGAGAUAACGGAUUAUGAGCUUAACACAGUUACAUUUGGUGUAAAUUGUGCUCCGUACCUCGCUUUGAGAACAUUAAAACAACUCGCUUAUGACGUCAAAGAUUUAUUUCCACUUGCUUCUUCGGUUUUACAAACCGACUUUUACGUUGACGACGUCCUGUCAGGAGCGCAUGAGAUUGAAACAGCUUUGAAAAUUCAGGGGGAACUAAUAUCAGCUUUACGUUCAGCUGGGUUUACGCUCCGCAAAUGGACAGCUAACUCGACUCGUCUUAUAGAUCAUUUUCCUCCAACUGAUCUAUACAACCAAGAACUUCUCAAGUUUGAGGAUGAAAGUUUUUCUAAAACCCUUGGUAUUCAAUGGAAUGCUCAAACAGAUUCCUUUCAUUUCUUUGUGCAAAGGUUUGAAUAUGGAACAACUAAGCGUGCUGUAAUUUCAACUAUAUCUCGCUUAUUUGAUCCAGCAGGAUGGUUGUCACCGAUAAUCGUUACCGCUAAAAUGAUAAUGCAGCAGAUUUGGAAGGAUGGCACGACUUGGGACCGAAGUGUUAAGCCCCUAACGUGUCAGCGCUGGAGAGCAUUUUUCGAUACAAUGAAUGACAUUGAAUCAAUCCGAAUACCGAGAUGGAUUCAAUACAAUCCUUAUUCAACUUCGAUACAAAUUCAUGGUUUCUGUGAUGCGUCCGAAGGUGCAUACGCUGCCACUCUUUAUAUUCGUACACAGAACGACAUUCUUUGUUGGUCAAGUCACCUUCUUUGCGCCAAAAGCAAACCGGCUCCUGUCAAAAGCCUUACACUCCCACGAUUGGAACUGUGCGGAGCUUUACUUCUCUCUAAACUUGUUUCAAAGGUUCUUCCUCAGCUGAACUGCAAAGACUUUCAACUUUUUCUUUGGACGGAUAGCUCCAUUGUUUUAUGUUGGCUCGAAAAACCUUCUUGUACAUGGGCUACCUUCGUUGGUAACAGAGUUUCCAUAAUACAAGAAAGUACUUCCAACGCAACAUGGAUGCACGUUCGUUCUUCCGACAACCCAGCUGACCUUGCUACUCGAGGGUUGACUCCUAUGCAACUCAAAGAAAGUAGUCUUUGGUGGACAGGUCCAUCAUGGCUCAGCCAGGCUGAACAGUUUUGGCCUAGAACCCUCUUUUCGUGUCCGAAAGAAACAGAUUUAGAAAAAAGGCCGAUUAAAAUGAACCACACUAGUGUGAAAGAAUUCAAUGUCGAAAAAAUCAUCAAAAAAUUCUCUUCGUUACCAAAGGCAUUAAAUGUAGUGGCGUAUAUUCUUCGCUUUUUCUAUCGAACCCAUCCAAAAUAUAAAAAGGAUUUUAACCAAAAAUCCAAAGUUUUAACAUACGACGAAACUUUACGCUCUAAAAAUCUUAUUCUAAGAUUAACCCAAUAUAUGUACUUUUCCGCUGAGUACUCUAUACUGUCUCGAAAUGAACAAAUUCCACUUGGAAGCAGUUUAGCUAACCUCAACCCAAUGUUAGACUUAAAUAAAAUUCUUCGAGUGAAUGGCAGACUGGCACAUUCAUCACUUUCUUUCAAUGAAAGGUAUCCAAUUAUUUUACCUUAUAAUGCACACAUUACUACUCUUAUCGUUCAGUUUAUCCACAAAGUUUCACUUCACGGUGAGAAUCUACUAGUGUUACGCCUAACUCGUUGUGAAUAUUGGAUUCCCAGAUUAAAAAAUUUAGUUAAAAAACUUAUUCGACUUUGCAAGGUUUGCACAAUUCAUAGAAAAGAAAUGCGACAGCAGAUCAUGGCAGCUCUCCCACCAGAACGCACACAAAUUUCAUUGCCUUUCAUUAACACUGGGCUAGAUUUUGCUGGUCCAUUCACGCUUAAAACGUUUUCUGGUAGGAAAUGCAAUUUAACAAAAGGGUAUGUCUGUUUAUUUAUAUGCUUCUCCACGAAAGCCAUCCAUUUAGAAGCUACUAGUGACCUUUCAAGCCAAUCUUUCUUAGCCGCUUUAAGUCGUUUUAUUGCACGUCGCGGUACACCGAAGACAAUUUUCUCCGAUAAUGGUACAAAUCUCGUCGGUGCUAGCAAAAUCAUUGAAAAUUCUUUCAAAUUAUUUAAGCGAUCUUUUCCAUCAAUCGCUUCCGAACUUUAUAAUGACAGCAAAUUGGAAUGGAAGUUCAUUCCUCCCGGUGCACCUCAUAUGGGCGGUUUGUGGGAGGCUGGAGUUAAAAGCUUCAAGAAACAUUUUCGAAAGAUUGCUGCAGACCACAACUAUACCUUUGAAGAGUUUUCUACACUCCUUGCUAAGAUUGAGGCUUGCUUAAAUUCUAGGCCGAUCUCUCCAAUGUCCGAUAACGCCAGCAACAUUCUACCCCUUACACCAGGCCAUUUUCUUCGUGGUGGCCCUCUUCUGGCUCCGCCAGAACCAGAUCUUACCGACACCUCCCUAAGCUAUAUUAACAGAUGGACAAAAUUACAAGUUCUUCACCAACAGUUCUGCGCGAGAUGGAAGAAUGAGUACUUAUUAGAGCUUCAAAAACGUCAUAAAUGGAAGCAUCCUAAGGAAAAUUUAAAAGAUAAUGAUUUAGUUGUAAUUAAAAAUGAAAAUUUGCCCCCAAAUGAAUGGCGCUUAGGUCGUAUCACAAGAGUCUACCCGGGACCUGAUAACCGUGUUCGCGUUGCCGAUGUUAGGACACAACAUGGAGUAGUGACCCGUCCUAUCGUUAAAUUAUGCGUGUUAACCACUGAUUUAUAA